UCUACUUAGCAGUCCUCAAAGAGUACUGGGAAUUUCCCAUUUAACAGAAUGUUGGCAGUAACAAUUGGGCACACUAGGACAAUAACCUGUUUCCCUUUAGGUCUCUGAUGUGUGAGUGUACCUAGAUGAGGAAGAGGAUAUUCACUUUCCGGUACCGUGCAGCACAAUUCAUCUCCUUAGCAUAAACCUUGGUUUGGACAACACUUUGGUUAUCAUGCAUGGGGGCUGGGAGUUUUUUCUCUUCCGAACUAAACAAUGAUUACAAGUUUUUCAACAAAGUUCUUUCCGCAAGAUCCGUUUUCAUUCCAAAUUACACAAACCAGGUCCUCUUCCUCUUUGCUUUCUCUGCUUGCAACGCCCCUCCCACUCUUCUCAAAACCGGGGAAGAACUCGUACUCAUCCUUCAAGAUUCAGCUCAAAUGUCUCUCCCUGGUGGAGGCUUCCUCAGCAUGCCUGGCAGAGCCGGUUACUGUCUGCUGCUCCCGUAGCUCAUUGCGAGCAACCCGGCUUUUAACACAGCACAGUGGGUUUCCAUUUAUCGGGCGGGUCUUGCCCCCGCGGUCUGAGCUUCCAGCGCCGAGACCGCGUCUUUUAGUCACUCCUCCCCCCACCCCCCGUGAGGAUCGUCCAGCGUUUGGCACAUGGUAGGCUCAGAGAAGUUGGAUGACUGAAACUCUUAUUAACUGGCGACCUUCUGGCCACAGGAGCAACAUGCGACCCAGGUUCCUCCCGACAUGUGAUAGGCGGCUCAAGUGAAGGAGGAGUUUCAGCUGGCACCCGGUUCCCGCCAAGCCAGCUUUUAAAAACAAACAGCUGCAGAUACCGAGGCAUAGAGGGUGGGCCUCACGACGACCGCCUUUCGUGAACCCAGGUGGGUGAAUAGCCGCCAGGUGAGCUCGCUAAGGCCAUUUCGGAGUUUGUUCAAUUAAGGGAAACGUCUUAGAGCACUCGGGGUCCCAGAGCUAUUUCUCUAACUCUGGGCAGGAGACGCUGUCCGUUUUUUUCUAACGGUAACAGGAAGUCGAAGGAAAAACGUGGGAUUCAGAGGUUUGGGCCUCUUAGACACGAGGAUCGCCGAGGAUCCGGGUCUGACGUCUGUGAGGGCCGGCGCCCAGCACUUCGCCACCCCAGCCCCUAGGCUGAACGCCCACCGCAAGCGGCCGCUCCCUCUUUCACCCUCGCCCUCGGCGCCCCGCCCACUCCCGGGCGCUGAGCCGCCAUCCUCGCGAGAACACCGCUAGCCUCGCCUCUUCGGACUCCAGGCUCUCGCGAGAAGAGGCUUAGGAGCCGGCCUGUAACCUGCCCCGGCGGCUCUGCUGGCCGCAGCCGCCUGAGUGGCCGCUGCCACAGACACCUCCAGAGGGACCCAGUUGAGGAGGAAGCGGAGGUGUCGCUGGCCCCCCGCCUUCGCCUAGGUCCUCCCUGGACACUCAAGAGGGACUGCAGGUUAUGGGUGCUACAUAUGCUUUCAGAGCAGUAGUGUGAGGAAGCUUGAAGUGGGAUGGCAGGACGGCCUCAUCCUUAUGACAGUAACUCCAGUGAUCCAGAGAAUUGGGAUCGGAAAUUGCAUAGUAGACCUCGUAAACUUUAUAAACAUUCAAGCUUAAUGAGGAAUACUUCAUUUAGAACACUUCAUUAUCUGAUAAUUUACUGUGUUAAUUGGCAGCUCAUAAACCUCACAUAUUGCAGUACUCCCGCACGUGUUGCUAAAGGAGUUGUUGACCACACCAAAAUGAGUCUACAUGGUGCUAGUGGGGGACAUGAACGAUCAAGAGAUAGAAGAAGGUCAAGUGACAGAUCGCGAGAUUCAUCUCAUGAAAGAACGGAAUCUCAGCUCACUCCUUGCAUUAGAAAUGUUACUUCUCCAACACGACAGCACCAUGUUGAACGAGAAAAAGACCACAGUUCCUCUCGUCCAAGCAGUCCUCGCCCUCAGAAGGCAUCUCCAAAUGGUUCUAGUAGCAGUGCCGGGAACAGCAGCAGAAACAGUAGUCAGUCAAGUUCAGAUGGUAGCUGUAAGACAUCUGGGGAGAUGGUGUUUGUAUAUGAAAAUGCAAAAGAAGGAGCUCGGAAUGUAAGAACGUCGGAACGAGUAACACUGAUAGUGGAUAACACUAGAUUUGUUGUAGACCCAUCCAUUUUUACUGCACAGCCAAAUACAAUGUUGGGCAGGAUGUUUGGAUCUGGCAGAGAACAUAAUUUUACACGUCCCAAUGAGAAGGGAGAGUAUGAAGUGGCAGAGGGAAUUGGCUCCACUGUGUUUCGAGCUAUUCUGGAUUACUACAAAACAGGAAUAAUCCGUUGUCCUGAUGGCAUAUCUAUUCCUGAACUGAGAGAAGCAUGCGACUAUCUUUGUAUUUCUUUUGAAUAUAGUACUAUUAAAUGUAGAGAUCUCAGUGCCCUAAUGCAUGAGUUAUCAAAUGAUGGUGCUCGUAGACAGUUUGAAUUUUAUCUGGAAGAAAUGAUCCUGCCUCUCAUGGUAGCUAGUGCCCAGAGUGGGGAGCGAGAAUGCCACAUAGUAGUGCUUACAGAUGAUGAUGUAGUUGAUUGGGAUGAAGAGUAUCCACCACAGAUGGGAGAAGAGUAUUCACAAAUUAUUUAUAGCACAAAAUUAUAUAGAUUUUUCAAGUACAUUGAAAACAGAGAUGUGGCCAAAUCAGUUUUGAAGGAAAGAGGUCUUAAGAAGAUUAGAUUGGGAAUAGAAGGUUAUCCUACCUACAAAGAAAAAGUAAAGAAAAGGCCUGGGGGCCGCCCAGAAGUGAUUUACAACUAUGUCCAAAGACCCUUUAUUCGAAUGUCUUGGGAGAAGGAAGAAGGAAAGAGUCGGCAUGUAGACUUUCAGUGUGUAAAGAGCAAAUCUAUCACCAACCUUGCAGCAGCUGCCGCAGACAUUCCCCAGGACCAGCUGGUAGUCAUGCACCCGACUCCACAAGUAGACGAGCUGGAUAUUCUCCCGAUGCACCCUCCUUCUGGCAACAAUGACCUCGAUCCUGAUGCACAGAAUCCAAUGCUGUGAUGCUGAUGUUCCUUGAAACCAUCGCAUGCUACCCUUCACGGUGACGUUGCGCUCUCCUCAUUCUGCACUACAAGGCCACGCUCUUCAUCGUGAGAUGCACAUAACAAUGUUUAGGAUAUUGCAGUGGAGGCUUUUUUAAAGACCAAAGGUAGCUGAAUGGUUUUUUAAAUGAGUACAACUCUAGCAUCCUGAGGUUCCAGUUAUAUAAAUGUAUUUGUUUACCAGUAGGUUUGUGAAAUUGGUUCUUUGUAUGGGGGACUGUCCUUUUUCACACAUCUAGAUAUUUUCAGAAGUGGUGAAAAUUGGCAGCUGGGGUCUUUUCAGCUUAGAUUGAUACUCAUCACACCCCAGGUAAAAUGUAGAAUAUUACAUAGUUGCACUUUAUAAAUGGUGGUUAAAUGGAACUGUUCAAGCCAUUUUUAUAGUUGUGAUGCACAAUAUAACUGAAAUAAGUGCUUCUAUCAAAGUAUUCCUUCAGUAAAAUGUGUAUAGUUUGCUGCCCAUGAUGAGCAAAAAAAAAAAAUGAGUAUUUAUCAUUGGGCUUAUUUGAAUGAUUAGGAUGAGAUUCAAUGCCCCUAUCUAUCUUCUCUCCAGUGCUGUUCUUGCCCUUUUACAGUGAGUCACAUGCAGGAAGUGUGAACAUCCAGUCUGCCUUACCCUUUAUCUGUUCAGAUAUUUAUUUACUAAUUUUUUUUUCUUAAGAGUUAUGGGAUAGGAAAAUGAAGUGUUUGCUCUUCAUUUACUAAAUGAUUGUAAACUCGAGUUUUUCAUCAAAAUAAAAUUCCAUUGUUUUAA
Messenger RNA from Neofelis nebulosa (Clouded leopard), 3811 nucleotides. RefSeq names its product BTB domain containing 10 (gene BTBD10). The record is from RefSeq and is a predicted model, not a curated record. Gene Ontology annotation, molecular function: protein binding. Bases 1502 to 3016 code for a protein of 504 amino acids. NCBI's taxonomy places the organism in Eukaryota, Metazoa, Chordata, Mammalia, Carnivora, Felidae. The transcript has 10 exons. Gene Ontology annotation, biological process: positive regulation of phosphorylation. Gene Ontology annotation, cellular component: cytoplasm.